Bicyclus anynana (squinting bush brown) is the source of this 5533-nucleotide messenger RNA. RefSeq lists its product as uncharacterized. The record is from RefSeq and is a predicted model, not a curated record. Gene Ontology annotation, cellular component: ribonucleoprotein complex. Lineage: Eukaryota; Metazoa; Arthropoda; Insecta; Lepidoptera; Nymphalidae. The transcript has 11 exons. Gene Ontology annotation, molecular function: RNA binding. Bases 113 to 4345 code for a protein of 1410 amino acids.
AUUGUAAUCUUUGAUUUGUCAUUCCAAAAAAACCAAGGCAAGGCGUUUGUUUGAUUUUCUUUGUUUUUUGUGUUAAUGUUUUAAAUUGUAUAAUCAACAUUAUUUUACCGAGAUGAUGUCGCGCGGACGUCACUCCCAGUCCCAGGGCUGGGACUCCAUGAGAGAGGACAAUGACACUACUUACGAUGCUCAGUACCCUGAUGAUGAAGUCAAAAGUGGUGGUGUGCAACUCGACCACUGCAAGCUAUACAUCACAAACGUCAACCAGGCGUUGAACGAGGAGGGUCUCCGCGCUGCCUUCAUGCCCUACGGGACCAUAGCCAAGGUCUACCUGAGCAAUGACCCCAGCAAGAAGUACGCGCUCGUCACUUAUGAGACGCCCGGUGAAGCUAAGAUGGCGAUGAUGAAGCUAAAUAGAACUGAGCCGCUAAAAUUAAACAUACACUUCGCACAUAAGUCAAAGGCGAGGGAGAGAAGAUACAACAACAACAGGCAAGAGUCAGGCAGUUACCGGAAUGACAACAGGCAAGAGUCAGGCAGUUACCGGAAUGACAUCAGUAGGCAAGAGUCAGACAAUUACCGAAGUGACAACAUCAGUCUUAGUAGCCACGGGCGACUCAGUAUUAAUCAAGAUGACUACACCAAUGGUGGCUUCAAUGAUAUGGGUAUUGAUGAGGAUGAUGAAGAUAUGGACUUUGACCCAGAGCUGGAUCUGGAACGGAAGAAGAUGAUAGAACAACUGGAGCUGGACCGCUUGAAGCUGUGCGAGGAGCAGGUCAAGUGCCAGCAGCGGAUGAUAUAUCUAGAAAAAAAAGCUGGCAAGAAACCGACGGUACAGAAUCCCAUAAAGAAUGCACCGGCUGUUCCAAAUCCCAUCAAACGGUGCAUUCUCCCAGAUGGCAGGGUUGUUAUUCGCAAUGACAGUAACAGCUUUAUGGGGACACAUUAUAAUAGGAAUGCCGAUCAUCAACCAGACAAUGCCUUCAAUUCAGCGGCUGGAGAUUCGAGGGCGUUAAAUACCUGUUCCUGCUACCACAGAACAUGGAACGAACCGGAAACAUCGGGAAGUUCCACUCCCUCCACAUGCGUAUACUGUUCCGAAGACAGGAGCGUUGCGUCUAAAGAUAAGUCACCGCCAACAUAUGACAAAUCGCCCGUCAAUCACGUAAAAUCCACUAACAGUACAGUAACAGAGUCUGUAGAUUUUAGUAAAACUGACAAAGAGUAUUCGAAAUACAGUAAAACGGCGAUCACUAGAUCCAUUGUAAGUAAUACAGAUAGUAAAUUGAGCGAAACAGUAACAAAACCAUCAGAUGUAACUAGAAAAAGGACUAAGUCAGUUGGAAAGAGCGACGUAACUUGCAAUUUAAAGGGUAGCGACUUAUAUAGUGAGAGCGAUGACGAAUCAGAUGAAACGUAUAGACUUAUAUUAUUGAGGAAUGCAGAUUAUAUGGAUAUAGUUGGAGAGAAUUUGAAAGUUGUUGUAGCAUUAUCAGGAUACCCCAAAUUGAAGAUGCGGUUAAAACAAAUGGAACAGUUCCAACGUUCCAUUAAUAGUGUAAUUGAUAUGCAACUAAAAGCCGGUAUGAUGAAGCAGACUCCACAAUUUUUGGACUAUUAUCUAAAUAGAGGUGCGAUUGUGUGUAUUUGCAAAGACAUCGUCACUAGAGAUUGGAUGGUCAGGAUCACGCCAGGCUUGCAGGAACGCAUGUUCGAUAGUUUAAUUUUGCUUAAAGCGAAAGUUAAAAGAUUGUGUUUGGCUGUAAUUAAGAUCCCUAAAUCCUGUUGGCCAGCGUCAGCUCAUGAUGCGUUCAAACUCUUGCAGUACUUUAAUCCGACUUUAAAAACCCAUCUCUGGAAGAUUUACGCUCAAAAAAUGGUUGAUAAUGUUGAAGUUACGUCUUUCCUUGUGGAUAGAGUUUCUGGCGAAAUCAUUCGUGGGCCUAACUUUAAGAAUGUCAUUGAUUACAACCAAAUGGAGUUUGAAUUGACAGGCUAUACAGAAAUUUAUUAUGAAAGCUUCCUUUCGGAUAUGGAUGAAGAUUUGUCUAGUGUCGCCUCCAGAAUUAGACUACUCGAAGAAUUGCGAUCCGAAGAAGUGACUCCCAGAAAUCAAAGUGAAAUUAUUAUUGAAAGUAAAAAUGAAACAGCUCUAAAGAGCACAGUGAAUGUUAAAGAUCAUUGCGAAGACGUUAAAACUGCGAGCAUCGUAACAGUUAAGGAUGAAGAUGUCAUAGAGCAUUUGGUAUCUACCGAUGCUGACAAUGCGGACGAUUUAAAAUCGAAUUCGACAGAAGUAACUUAUAAACAAGUUCAAAACGAGGAUUGCGUGGAAACGGAAGAUCACAGAGCUCUUGUCAAUGAGCCUGAAAUUGAAUAUAAUGACACCAAUACUUCUGUAGCAGCUAUUUCAGAUGCAACUGAAUCUAUUAUAGAAAGUAAUGAUAAUUUAGUUAUUGGUAGAAAUUGCAACUUAAACAUUGAUAGUAGUAGAGGUAUAGCUUAUUAUAGACGUACAAAUUACUUGCACAUAGAAAACGAACUAAAAAUGGCGAUAGUUUUAGAAGGAUAUCCUCAGAAUAAAUUAGAAGGGACCCACAUAAGAAGACUUAAGCAUUUAUUCAAAGAAUACUUGCACAAGGACAUGAAAAUGCAACGUUUUGCCAAUCUGAUUAUACCAAAAUUCCAAGACAUAUACUUGUCGAAUGGGGCUGUGAUAUAUAUUUGUGAUAGUUUAGAAACUAAAGAUUACUUAACAGAAGUUUUGCCUAAAUUUGUCACUUCCACUAGUUUAAAACUAACCUUUAGAGAUAUUAGAAAUUUAGUUAGGUAUACAAGAAUAGUAAUGACAUUGCCCAAAGAACUCGCACACGUAGGAUCUCUUGAUAUAUUGCACAAACUUCAAGAAAAAUAUCCAAAAUUGAAACUGGAUUGCUGGAAGUAUUAUUCGGAUGUGGCUGGGAAACAAAAACGCCAAUUCGGUGUUGAUCCCGAAUCAUUAGAUGUAAUAAAAAAUGUAGAUUUUGAUCCUAUAUAUGAAAACGAAAAAAUUAGUUUUAGAAUUAUUGACAGACAAAAACCAGAAAUUAACUAUGAGGAAUCCAACGUUACCGAAGACAAUUUAGAAACCGAAUCUGAAGAGGCGAAGAAAUUGAGAGAAAGAAUUUUGAAAACUAUGUAUUGUGUUAUAGAACCUGAAAUAAUUAACGCUACAUUAACUAAAAUGAGAGCGAACCACUAUUCCGAUGUCAUUGCAGACGAUUUCAAACUUUACGUUGGACCGACAAACUAUCCAGAGACUCGCAUAGAUGAAGCAAUGCGUUUGUCUAUUAAGAAAACUAUAGAAAACAUUGUUUUUGAAGCUAUUUACAAUGAUAAUGACAAUUUUAUUCCUAGGGUUCAUGAUUUUUAUUUGUUCGACGGCGUCAUAUUUAUUAUUUGCCAAGAUAUGACUUCGCGACUGUGGAUUGAACAGAACAUUGCAACAAUGAAUGCCAAAUUGAAAAUCAAUUUAAAAGCAACAGAAUUCCGCGGAACAGUAGGCAUCAUAAGCAUGACUGUGAAAACUAGUAGGGAUUACGAUGACGUUGUGAGUAUUUUGCAAUCACAAAACCCAAGACUACGAACGAAAUACUGGAGAAAGAUAAGCACAGUUAAAAAUAGAGUUAAAUUAGAUGUAGUUCUACAAAUAGACAAACUUUCCGCUCAAGUUAUUUGUGAUUCAAAGUUUUACAGCACAAUAGACGAUAGCAACGUAGAAUUUAAACUUGGCCAGUUGAAAACAUUCUUCAAUAGAAAGAGUUUAGAUGAAUUAAGCAAAGUAAAAGAAGCCAAAAAAUAUAAUGAUGAUAAUACAGUUACAGUUAUAGAAACAAAAAAAGAAAGACAAGUUUCAAUUUCAGAAGAAGUAAGUGAUAAUUCACAGAAUGAUAAUUCUAAUGUUAGGAAAACACAAACUGAAGAUAAAUUUAAAAAUAACAAUGAGCCUACAAAAAUGGACUUAAGUGGAAGCACAGUUUUCAUAAACAGCUAUGCAGAGCUAAAAUCGGAUAGGGAUUCCAUACAAACGUUCAACUACUUUGAAGAAAACGAACAGGGCUUCACAAAAAUGAUUUUAAAAGUACCUACAAAUAUCCUACCGGAUUGGAACGACGGAUUGGAUAUCAUUUUAGAUAUGUUGGAAGAUAAGAAUCCUGGUUUAAACACUGAAUUGUGGAAAGUUGAGAAAUAUCAAUACAAUAAGGGGAGGUUUAUUUUUUUGAUCGAUAAACAGUCUGCUGGCGUUAUCAAAGGUAAGCAUUUUGAUCCGACUUUGGGUGGAGAAAAGCUGAAAUUUCUAUUCUGAAUCGUGCUGCUAUGUCUGAAGCCUAGCUUUUCCUUAUACUUGUAUGGUCUUUCUACUUUCGGAAAAUGGUUUAGAUUUGGAUGUAUUAGUAAAGUUUUCAGUAAAGCGUUUGACAGGGUUAGGAGCGUUGGCUAAACAGAAACGUGCUUAUAAGUUUGCAUUUGACUGUUAGAUUGUCUAUUGGUAAACUAGUUUAUAUGCCACUUCUCAUAUAUUUAUCUUAACGGAUUGCUGCUGUGUCGAAUUUUCUUUAGUUCACACAAAUAAAGGUGUAUGUGAUGUUAACUUACUACUCGAUAGUUGAUCCAAAACCAAACCAUCUUCCUGAGGUACAUUAACUAUAAUUAUUUUUAGACUUUAUUUUAACGCUUACAAAGUCAAUAAUUAGUUUGACAAAUACAAACACGUGUCUGUCUUACCAAUAAUAAUUGCAUUAGUUUUUAGUACCAUAAAUUUUUUGUUGUGUUUUUUUUUUCAUUUCCUGGAUUAAUUAUUUUGAUGAAAUUUGUUUUAAUUGUAUUGUAAUAUUUAAUUAUUAAUACAAGUUUAUAAUCUUUGUUCACCUUGCUUUUGAAUUAACGUAUUUGUGAUUUUCGUUUAAUUUUAUGUCAUGACUGGCUUAUACAACUGACCAAAAACAUUGUGAAUUCGAUAACUCUCAGUCCAUAGAAACCAUAGUGCUAAUGAGCCAGUCAUGCCCAGACCUUCGUCAUUUGAGAAAAGUUGCAAGUUAACUCAGACUACUAUCAUAAGUACUAGUAUUUUUUCGUGGUAGCCAACUGUGUAGUUUAGACUGUGACUUUAAGAUAUAGCAGGUUUUAAGAGUUCAAGAUUCAAGGUUCAAGAUUUUUAAUUGUCCAUGUACAAAACUUUUUUUUUAAAUAUUUUCUACAUAAUUUAAUGAGAAAUCAUGCCUCCAGCAGUUGCCUACCACACUUACCUGAGUUAGGAAAAUGAGCUGAGCUUAAGCUUUUAAAAAAUGACGCAGGUCUGGCUAAUACGUACCAUACCAUUUCAUUAUUUUGUAGGUAAGUUUUUUAUGAGAAACUCUGUUAUUUUAAUUAUUGUUGAUUUAGUCUUUACUAUGUUUUUGUCAUUACUUACUUUAAUUAUUAUGAUUAUUAUUAUUUUUUGUCACUCGUUUGCAUGUUAGUGUUAACUUAUUAAUAAAGCAUGUUUGUCCAUUUA